Messenger RNA from Chionomys nivalis (European snow vole), 342 nucleotides. RefSeq names its product proline rich 9 (gene Prr9). Lineage: Eukaryota; Metazoa; Chordata; Mammalia; Rodentia; Cricetidae. The transcript has a single exon. The record is from RefSeq and is a predicted model, not a curated record. The coding region runs from base 1 to 342 and encodes 113 amino acids.
AUGUCUUUCAGUGACCAACAGUGCAAGCAACCAUGUGUGCCACCUCCGUGUCUUCAAAAGACCCAAGAAAAGUGCCAGGCACAAGCUGAGGAAGUGUGUGUUCAGGACCCCAGCCAAGACAAAUGUCCACUCCAAGCUCAGGAGGUCUGUGAUCCUCAGUGCCAGGAGAUAAGCCAAGGAAACUGCCCACAGCAAGGCCAAGAUCCAUGCCUACCUCCAAGCCAAGAUCAGUGCCUGCCUCAACGUGCGGAGUCAUGCCAGGAGCUAGCCCAAACCAAAUGUGUGGAGGAGUUCCCGCAGAAGGUCCAGGAGCAGGCUUCAUCCCAGGGCAAGGGAAAGUAG